AUGAAGUCUUUAUCCUUGAAUGCAAAGAAAGCAUUUAGCAAAGAGCUUUGGCUUGGAGACUAUGAUUACAAACACCUUUUUGUACCCAGAUUACCUUUCACGAAAGGUGAUAAGACCCGUCAACCAUUUUUCGGGCUUGACUCCGAUAUGCCAGUUCUACUAGGAGCUUUACUUGGCUUCCAGCACUCCUUAUCAAUGCUAGCAGGGGUGAUGACACCAGCAAUUUUGAUCUCCCAAACAGCAAAUUUGCCAUCUGAAAUGCAAAGCUAUUUGGUUUCCGUUUCACUCAUUGUCAGCGGCAUUCUUUCAGCAGUUCAAAUAACUCGAUUUACAAUUCCCUUACCAGGGGGACGCAAGUUACAUAUUGGCACCGGUUUACUAUCUGUUGUUGGUACAAGUUUUGCAACGAUCACAAUCGUAACGAAGGCUAUACCGCAAAUGUAUGAGGAAGGAAUCUGCAAAAUCGCCGAUGAUGGAACUAAACUUCCUUGUCCAGAUGGCUAUGGGAGAUUGUUGGCAUCAUCGUGUGUUUGUGCUCUCGUCGAGAUCUUCCUUGCGCUUCUCAUUCCUGCAAAAAUUCUACAGAAGGUGUUUCCUCCAUUGGUAACUGGUCCGGUUGUGUUGUUGAUUGGUACCCAUUUGAUUGGACUGGGAUUCGAGGAUUGGAUGGGUGGUUCAGGUUGUGUGAGUUCAGGUGUUUGCGCCAUGGGAAAAGAAAGUUUAAGCAAACCUUGGGGUUCCGCCGAAUAUCUUGGUUUGGGGUUUUUGGUUUAUGUUACGAUAAUCAUAUGCGAACGAUGGGGAUCCCCCAUAAUGAAGCUGUGCGCUGUUAUCUGCGGGUUGAUUGUCGGCUGUAUUGUGGCUGGUGCUGUUGGCUACUUUACUUCAGAUGCAAUUGACUCAGCGAAAGUUGCCACUUUCAUGUGGGUGCACACUUUCAAGUUGAAGCUUUAUGGUCCAGCAAUUCUUCCAUAUGUGGCAGUUUAUUUGGUUCUCAUGAUGGAGGCUAUUGGAGACAUCACCGCAACUUGUGAUGUUUCCAGAUUGCCUGUCGAGGGUCCAGAAUAUGAGGCACGUAUACAAGGUGGCUUACUAGCGGAUGGUUUGAAUGGUCUUUUAGCAGGACUUAUGACAUUGACUCCGAUGUCAACAUUUGCGCAAAACAACGGUGUCAUCACUAUCACGAAGUGCGCUAAUCGGAAGGUGGGCUAUUGGUGUUGCGUAUGGAUGAUUGUUAUGGGGAUUUUCUCUAAGUUUGCAGGAGCGUUGGUGUCGAUUCCCAAACCAGUGUUAGGUGGCAUGACCUCAUUUUUGUUCACCCUGGUUGCAGUCUCCGGAAUCAAGAUCAUCUCUACUGCUCAGUUACUGAGACGUGACCGAUUUAUUCUUACGGCCUCGUUAUUACCGGGGUUUGGCUCUGUCUUGGUACCUAAUUGGUUUGACCAUGUUUUUACCUACAAUGGCAACAAUAGCGCUUUGAAGGGGUUCUUGAAUGCAAUUGUGCUUGUUAUGGAAACGGGUUUCGCAGUCACGGGGUUUUUGGGUGUGAUUUUGAACUUGUUGCUCCCAGAAGAUGAAGACGAUAUCGAAGAAAUUCUGGAAGUUCAAGUGAUCGAGGCGUCACUGGUUGAUGAAUACAAAAAGUCUGGAUAA
Messenger RNA from Diutina rugosa, 1653 nucleotides. RefSeq names its product nucleobase:cation symporter-2 family protein. Gene Ontology annotation, biological process: transmembrane transport; xanthine transport. Gene Ontology annotation, cellular component: fungal-type vacuole; membrane. The record is from RefSeq and is a predicted model, not a curated record. Lineage: Eukaryota; Fungi; Ascomycota; Pichiomycetes; Serinales; Debaryomycetaceae. The coding region runs from base 1 to 1653 and encodes 550 amino acids. The transcript has a single exon. Gene Ontology annotation, molecular function: xanthine transmembrane transporter activity.